Messenger RNA from Xenopus laevis (African clawed frog), 2732 nucleotides. RefSeq names its product phosphoribosyl pyrophosphate synthetase 2 L homeolog (gene prps2.L). The record is from RefSeq and is marked provisional. Gene Ontology annotation, molecular function: ATP binding; magnesium ion binding; ribose phosphate diphosphokinase activity. Lineage: Eukaryota; Metazoa; Chordata; Amphibia; Anura; Pipidae. Gene Ontology annotation, biological process: organophosphate biosynthetic process; ribonucleoside monophosphate biosynthetic process; nucleotide biosynthetic process. Gene Ontology annotation, cellular component: cytoplasm; ribose phosphate diphosphokinase complex.
CCCUCUCCUGCCGCUGCUUCCACGGCAGCCACAUGACACCGACAUACAGGGAAACUAAAGGAAAGAAACAAGAAGCGUAACGAAACGAUUUCCCCGGUCACAAGCAGGACAGCAGCACGUGUUGUGCGGCUCCCGCCAGUCUUUCUCCCGCCAUCUACUUUUUCCCUCUCUAUCUCCCGCUGCUUCUCCGGCAAAUCGCCAUGCCUAAUAUCGUGCUCUUCAGCGGCAGCUCGCACCAGGAUCUGUCCCAGAAAGUGGCGGAACGGCUGGGACUGGAGCUGGGGAAAGUGGUGACUAAGAAGUUCAGUAACCAGGAGACGAGUGUGGAGAUUGGUGAGAGUGUAAGGGGAGAAGAUGUUUAUAUUAUACAAAGCGGUUGCGGUGAAAUAAAUGACAACCUGAUGGAGCUCCUGAUCAUGAUUAACGCAUGCAAAAUUGCUUCUUCGUCUCGUGUCACAGCCGUUAUUCCAUGUUUCCCUUACGCCCGGCAAGAUAAAAAAGAUAAGAGUCGUGCACCCAUAUCUGCAAAGCUAGUUGCAAACAUGCUCUCAGUUGCUGGGGCUGACCAUAUUAUCACCAUGGAUCUCCACGCAUCCCAGAUACAGGGUUUCUUUGACAUUCCCGUAGAUAACCUGUAUGCUGAACCAGCUGUGCUUCAGUGGAUUAGAGAAAAUAUCCCUGAAUGGAAGAACUCCAGCAUUGUCUCUCCUGAUGCUGGUGGUGCCAAAAGGGUGACGUCUAUUGCUGACCGGCUAAAUGUGGAAUUUGCCCUCAUCCACAAAGAAAGAAAGAAAGCUAAUGAGGUGGACAGAAUGGUGCUUGUUGGAGAUGUAAAGGAUCGUGUUGCUAUCCUAGUGGAUGACAUGGCUGAUACAUGUGGCACCGUAUGUCAUGCUGCUGAUAAAUUACUUUCUGCUGGAGCAACAAAGGUUUAUGCAAUUUUAACACAUGGCAUUUUCUCUGGUCCCGCAAUCUCUCGAAUUAAUAACGCUGCAUUUGAGGCUGUAGUGGUAACCAAUACAAUUCCCCAAGAUGAAAAAAUGAAACAGUGCUCCAAGAUUCAGGUUAUCGACAUUUCUAUGAUACUGGCAGAGGCAAUUCGAAGGACUCAUAAUGGGGAAUCUGUGUCGUACCUUUUCAGCCAUGUACCUUUAUAAACUCCCCUGCUGCGUUGCUACUCCCCUUUCCCGUGUCAUUUUUGUUUUUAAUGCUAUGUUAACCAAAAGCCAGAUAAAUGACUGUUUAACUACAGUUCAGGGUAGUCUUUUUCUCCUCCAUAGGGAAAGUACUGUCUAGCUGUAGCAAAAGAAACAGAAAAGAUAAGUAGUUUCCCAAAUCCCUGGUUUCCUAUUGGUUACACUGUUGCUAAAAAAAAACCCCUCUAUGGACUUCUGAGUAGAAUUUAUUGCUGUGUACUUGCACAAAAACUAUCACUGAAUAAAUCUUGUGGGAGAGAUAAGACACUUUGAAUGUUACUCUUAUCUAGUGAACAAGUUGGGGUGAUAGGUUCGUUAGGGAAUGAAGAGAUAAAAACCUAUUUUGUAUGCAGUAUAAACCUUACUCUCUCUCGACUGUUCUCAGACAGCGGUUUAAUAUAUCUUGUUUAUUUCUUUUAUGACUAUGAUUAGUAGCAAUUCUGCCAUACAAGUGUAAAUCUUAUUUGUUAAGCUGUGGGGGUUUUCCCGUGUUUAAAUGUGUUUUUUUUUUUUUUCCUGUCUCUGUUUUUUAUGGUUUUAAGUGGAAAUAUUUUCCAUGCUGCCUCUAUUGCCUCGCUUUUCCACACGCUGCUGACUUGCCUAUAAAUAAUGUUUGUACUUCCCCCUGAAGCAAAAUGUUUUGCUGUUAUGCAAUGGCACUAAGGUCAAUGCCACCUUAUAAUACCCAAUGCUGCUCUCCACAAAGAACACUCACUGAACUGGAUACAACAGCCUUUCACUUACCGGUAACUGUGUUCUGGCAGCAGUCUUACUCCAGUCUAGCAGUAUAUCUAUUAUCACUUCAUAUAGGCAGCUUAAACAGAUGCCUCUGCUGUUUCUUUGAGAAUAUAUUCUUUAAAUGCAUCAGUAUUGAUGACUGGGCUGAAGUUAGUUACCUACAAAGCAUAUGAAGAUGCUAACUGGAAUUACUAUGGGUUACUGCAAGUCUCUUAAGUUUGCCCAUUUAAAAAUAAACCUCUUUAAAACCAGUACAGGUAUUGGGAUCACUUAUCUGGAAUGCUUGGGACCUUGGGUUUGCUGGAUAAAGACUCUUUCCUUAACAUGGAGCACCAUUCCUUAACAUGGAGCAGCAUGCUUUAAGGCUACUAUAAAAAAAGAACAUUACUACAGGUACUACUAGGUACUCUUAUGGACAAAAAGCAAAACUGAUUUAUAAUUUGUUUGAAUUGGAUAAUAUAGGAAACAGCAUUGUCAUAUUUCAGAGCUUUUUGGAUAGCAGGUUUCCAUUUAAUAGAUCCCACCCAUGUACAAAAGUUAGUAACCCAAUCGGGCAUUACAAAAAAAACACAUAUCUUUAUCUAAUAGAUCUUUAUUUACCUUUCUAAAUACAUCAUAAAGACUUAAUUGUAGAACUGGAUUACAAACAUGUGGAAGGCUAUGACAAAAGUCUUUACCAGGUAUUCCCCCCCCCCCCCCCAAAAAAAAAUAGAUCUCGGUUGCAAUAUAUUUUAAGUACUGUUUGCUUAAAUAUCAACAAUAAAUUGUGAGAGUUCUGUGUGGACCAAUUUAUUUAAA